GGCUUCUGUGGAAACAGAAACUCAUCUCAGCUUCACACCUCCCACUUCCCAACCGACGCCUCCUUCUGCAGAACUGCACACAGACCCGGUCCAGAGGUGAGCCGCCAGAGCCCGGAGGACCAUGAGGCCGUGCACGCCGCCGCUGCUGCUGCUGCUGCUCAUGGCAGGGAUGUGUGCAGCCCUCCCCUCGCCCUCCAACGUGUCCAUCUCCUCCUACAACCUGCAGCACACCCUCACCUUCUCGCCCGGGCCCCACAGCCCCCCCGGCGCCGGCUUCAGGGUCCAGGUCUCCAACUCCAGGAGGAAGUCGUGGAGGUCGGUGGUUGCGUGUUGGAGUCUGAGGGCGGGGCAGACCUGUAACCUGACCAAGGCCUUCAAAGACCCGUUCAGCACCUACAGAGCUCGAGUCUGUGCCGUCACGGCCAACCAGACGUCGGAGUGGACCGAGUCCGGCCCGUUCGAGCCCAUGUCAGACACCGUGUUCGGGCCUCCUGGCGUGUCCGUCUCCGGCUGUGGGAACUGCCUGCUGCUGCGCCUCAGUGUUCCUGCAGAGCUGAGGAGGAGCUUCCGAGUGGGAGGAGCGCACAGUCAGGUGCACGUGCACGUGCAAAGAACCAGGGACCAGACCCAGUUCAGCCUGCUGCUGCCCCUCCAGGAGGAGAACGUCAUCUCGUACCUGGAGCCGGGGGUGGAGUACUGCGUGCGCGCCUCCUUCGUGUCCUUCCUGAACCGCAACACGCUCCCGAGUGAAGCUCACUGCGCCUUCACCAGCGCUCCUCCGCCCAAGCUCUGCCUGCAAAUGCUGAAGGGCCUGCUGGGGGCCUUCGGUCUGCUGCUGGUCCUGGUCCUGCUGACCUGUGUGCGCUGGGUGAGGGUCAGGCGGCAGCAGGUCCUCCCCAGGCCUGAGAGAGCCCCCCCAGCUGUGUGCUCCGGGUUCCCUCUGAGCACGUCAAAGCAACAUGAGAGCGCCCCCUGAAGGUCAGAGCCCCGCCCUGCAGCUGCUGGGAGGGCAGAGCGGGUCAGCCGGAACCGGGUCAACUGGAACCAGGUCAGCCGGAACCGGGUCAGAGUCCAGCAGAGCUCACGAGUCUGCUGGAGUCGAACAGACAUGAUGACAUCACAGACGUGGAGGAGCGUCUGACCUUUGUUUACUGUGAAGUCUAUCUGUAGAAGCUGUGGAGGAUCUGUGUGUGUGUUUGUAUGUGUGUGUGUGUUUGUGUGUGUGUUUGUAUGUGUGUGCUCUUGUUUCUCUAUUCUAUGUGUG
Oryzias melastigma (Indian medaka) is the source of this 1264-nucleotide messenger RNA. RefSeq names its product interferon alpha/beta receptor 2. The coding region runs from base 122 to 976 and encodes 284 amino acids. The record is from RefSeq and is a predicted model, not a curated record. The transcript has 7 exons. Gene Ontology annotation, molecular function: protein binding. Lineage: Eukaryota; Metazoa; Chordata; Actinopteri; Beloniformes; Adrianichthyidae.